AUGAAAAAUAUUCUUUAUGGCGAAGGAGACAGCGAGCCAGUUCAAGAAACUGUCGCGCAAUUAGCGCAAGAAGUAUACAACAACGAUAUUUUGCAAUUACUCGUGCUUAAUAUCUGGCGAUUUGAAUUCGAGGCAAAGAAAGAUGUUUCACAAAUAUUUAACAACCUUUUAAGAAGGCAAAUUGGUUCAUUGACACCUACCGUCGACUAUUUAAAAAAUAAAGAGGAUAUCUUAUUUACUUUACUCAAGGGAUAUGAAAAUUCAGAAAUAGCGCUCAAUUGUGGAUUGAUUCUUAGAGAAUGCCUCCGACACGAAUCGUUAACUAAAAUUAUUUUGUAUUCUCCUCAAUUUUAUAAUUUCUUUGAAUAUGUGGAGUUGAGUACUUUUGAUAUUGCUAGUGAUGCAUUUGCCACAUUCAAGGAAAUAUUAACACGUCAUAAAACGUUAGUAGCUGA
This is a messenger RNA of Racocetra persica, 455 nucleotides long. The record is from the annotation of a GenBank genome assembly. NCBI's taxonomy places the organism in Eukaryota, Fungi, Glomeromycota, Glomeromycetes, Diversisporales, Gigasporaceae.